AAUUUAGAACUAAAACAUAACCUCUAAGGAAUUUUGUCAUAUAAUUUUCCAUGAGAUUUGUAGUAUGCCGCUACCAAAAUAUGGGAAAAUAUUAAUUUCUUGGUAAUUACUUCAAUAUUAAAAAUUGUACAGUGUUGAUUUAUAACGUUUCUUGCGGGCUGGUAUAACCGUAGCGAGUCUGUCCCUGUUCGUAUUGUCCAGGAACACUAUAAAUGCGCGCCGUCUGGAUAACAUGAGAGCGCGGGAACGCAUGCGCAGAUCCAACGAAGGAGAGUACCCUGAUACCUACAGACGACGACUUUGAAUUUUAUUUUUUUUAAACUACUCAACGUAAACCAUGGCGGUGCCCCAACUGGACCCGGCGAAGCUGCAGCUCGUCCAAGAGUUGGAGAUUGAGAUGAUGUCGGACAUGUACAACCGCCUCGUCAAUGCUUGUCAUCGGAAGUGCAUACCUGUGAAGUAUCACGAGCCGGAACUAGGCAAAGGCGAGUCAGUGUGCCUGGACCGCUGCGUGGCGAAGUACCUGGACGUGCACGAGCGCAUCGGGAAGAAGCUCUCCAGUAUGUCGCAGGGGGAGGCUGAUGCUGGGCAGGACCUCACCAAGAUCAACAUCCAGGAGAAGAAGUAGCGUGUGGACGGGAAAGUGUCGCAAGUUUUAUCUCAGUUUUGGGUUGUCUAUACUCUGUAUCUUUAGGUAUUUAAAUAAAAGUAAACAAUUUGUAAAUUUUCGGGUAGUCAUAACAUUUAUUAACCAACCAAAAUACGAAACCGCCUGGAUCAGUCGCUGAACGACUUGACUUUAACCUACAUUAUUUGCUCAUGUAAUGUUUUCAUCUACCCUCAACUGGCUUAAGGAGCCAUUUUAGGGUAGAUUUUGUUUACUUUUAUUUAAAUACCUAGAGAUACAGAGUAUAGGCAAUAAAAAAGUACCUAAGGUAUCGUUAAUACGGUGCGAGAACUCGCAUGCGAUGUGAGUUUCAUUACAUUGCGGUAUUAAAUGUAAACUCAAUAGUCCGCAAUAUAACUAUAAACUCGUAUGCGAGUUCGCGCGCCAUCUAAAUGAACCCUAACGGCGCGGCCAUGACUUGCGCGACCGGCGGCGGCGGCGGCGGCAACCAUAGGUGGGAACGAAAGGUCCGAUCACUAUGUCGUGACCUAUGGCGCCGCCGCCAGUGGCGCAAUGUCAUGGCCGAGUCCUAAGAUUUUUACGAGCGUCACACAAUAAAUUAGUUGAACCCUGAAUAUAAUAUUAUGAGAUAAAAAUAUUGGGUCACUUUUUUAUGUUCUCUUGAAGACCUGUUGGGUAAAACAAUGAAUCGUUGGUGAACAAAAUUUUUGUUAUCACUGACAAACACUAAACUACAAGUAGAUGAGCUUUUAGACCUUUAUCUAAAAAAACAUAACACUACAAUUGACAGAAAAAAAAAUCUAAAAAAAAAUUAAGUUAUUUUAGAAAAAUGUCCUGAGGGUUUUUGCAUAUAAUGUUGAAAUAAUAAAAAUCAUAUUACGAGUAAAUCACUGCAAUUUUCUACCUUCUAGUGCGAUAUAAAAUAGUAGAAAUUAAAUAAAUUGGAACUAAACAAAUUUACAUACUAAAUUGUUGCCAUGUUGAUGCAUUUUACGUCAAAAAUGUGACAGUUGCGUAGGAAGUGGCGCCCUCAUUUAUUUUCUACAAUUUCUUGUCGGACUAUAACUACAUUAUGCAAAAUUUUAUUCUAUAACGAUUCAUUGCUGAAUUAAUAACAAUAAGAUAUAGAAAUCUACAAAUUAAAAACUAUUUUAGAGUUAAUUAUAAUUACCAAAUCGUCGAAUAAACUGCUUUUAAUUUGAAGAUUUCAUAAGUUAUACCUUUAUUGUGCAAGUGAAUUUCGGCUAUUAUACACAAAUUAAUAAGAUAUAAUUUGCCAAUGCAUUUCAAUUAGUGAAGGUGGUUUGUUAGAUGUAUGAAGUUAGUGACUGUUAGUAAUGUUGUUGGAAAAUAAAAUUAAAGUAAUCA
Cydia splendana is the source of this 1996-nucleotide messenger RNA. RefSeq names its product mitochondrial import inner membrane translocase subunit Tim10 (gene Tim10). Gene Ontology annotation, biological process: protein insertion into mitochondrial inner membrane. Gene Ontology annotation, cellular component: mitochondrial inner membrane. Bases 338 to 628 code for a protein of 96 amino acids. The record is from RefSeq and is a predicted model, not a curated record. The transcript has 4 exons. Lineage: Eukaryota; Metazoa; Arthropoda; Insecta; Lepidoptera; Tortricidae.